Molecule: messenger RNA, 783 nt
Organism: Prorocentrum cordatum
Lineage: Eukaryota; Dinophyceae; Prorocentrales; Prorocentraceae
Source: the annotation of a GenBank genome assembly
CAGCUGCUGCUGAACAUGUCCGCGUUGUCGCAGAUGACGUUCGUCGGCCCCGUCGCGCAGGUGCAGCCGCAGGUCCCCAUGCAGAUGUGGCUGGACAACUUGUGCACGUGGGCCAAGCUGAGGGUCGAUUGCGACCUCGAGGGCUUGGUCAAAGCGGGCAGCAUCGUCGAGAUGUUGAAGUCGAACUUUUCAAUUUACAAGGGGGACGCUCUGAAGAUCUCCAUUUUCAAGGCGCAGGGCAGUGACGGUUCCAGUGCUCCAGCUCCCAAGGGCAAGGAGUACAUGAUGGAAGAUGAAGUGUUUUGCAACGCCUGGAUCUUCGUCAUGGUCAGUACGAACGCUACUGACGAUGAGGGCAACGCCGUCGACGACGUGGACUCGAUGAUGGACGGCUGGUCGAAGCUCAGCGACCCUUGCACUCCCACGAGUGAGAACUGGUUGCAGGACGUGCUGGCUUUCAUUGUGGAGACAAAGGAGUGGAAAUCGGUCAGCGUCCCGAUCGGCAACGAUUGGGACACCGAGCGCCUGACCGUGUCUCGCUUCAAGAAGUGCUUGGGCUCGACACUCAAGGUUGAGGACUACAAAGAAAUGAGGGUCUGGCGCAGCAAAGGACACCGCGCGGUGCAGCCGUGCUUGCGUGGCAACGUGGUCCUGCCGACGAACGCAUGGUACGUCGUGAGCUUGUGUGGCGACACGGACGUCCAGGCACUGCCAAUGAGCACCUGGAACGACGUGCACCCUGAGUUCGACUGGGACGACGUGGACGAGAACGGCGUCCAGUAG